Messenger RNA from Arachis duranensis, 1181 nucleotides. RefSeq names its product heme oxygenase 1, chloroplastic. The transcript is spliced from 4 exons. The coding region runs from base 93 to 776 and encodes 227 amino acids. Gene Ontology annotation, molecular function: heme oxygenase (decyclizing) activity. Gene Ontology annotation, biological process: phytochromobilin biosynthetic process; heme oxidation. Lineage: Eukaryota; Viridiplantae; Streptophyta; Magnoliopsida; Fabales; Fabaceae. The record is from RefSeq and is a predicted model, not a curated record.
UUUAAAGGUUCCGUGCACUCAUUCUUUCAUUUCAUUGCAACUUCUUCAACAAGAGAAAAUCAAAUAUCCUUUAAGCUUUGUGAUUGUUAAGGAUGUCUAUGGAGUUUGUGUGUGUGUCUGAAGCUCCACCCAGGAAGAUGUUUGUGGAGGAACUGAAGUCUGUGUCUAUGAAGAUGCAUACAAGGGAGCAGGCUAGGGAUGGUGAGAAGCAACCUAAGCAACCAGAGGAGCGAUCUGUUUCCAAGUGGGACCCUACCAUUGAUGGAUACCUCAAGUUUCUUGUGGAUAGCAUGGUUGUUUUUGACACUCUUGAGAAGAUCAUCCAACAUGCUUUUUACCCUUCAUAUGAUGAAUUCAGGAACACAGGGUUGGAAAGGUGUGCAAAUUUGGAAAAAGAUUUGAAGUGGUUCAAGGAAGAAGGUCAUGCCAUCCCAGAACCUUCUUCACCAGGUCUUAACUAUGCCAAGUAUCUCAAGGAGUUGUCGGAGAGCGACGAGCAAGCCUUUAUCUGCCACUUUUACAACAUCUACUUCGCACAUUCAGCCGGUGGAAGAAUGAUUGGGAAAAAGGUAGCUGAAAAGUUGCUUAACAAGAAAGAGUUAGAGUUUUAUAAAUGGGAUGGCAACCUUUCCCAGUUGUUACAGAACGUGAGGGACAAGCUGAACAAAGUUACUGAAGGAUGGACUGAAGAAGAGAAGAAACGUUGUCUUGCUGAAACGGAGAAAACAUUCAAGAUGUCAGGCGAGGUUCUCCGUUUGAUACUGUCACGAUCAUAGGCGCUGCUGCCAUGAUACCUCUGUAAAUAAUGCGUUCAUUUAUAAACUUUAUGCACUCUCGGAAUAACAAUGAAGGACGCAUCAGUGCACGCGGCUUCCAUCUGGUGCGAUUUGCAGAAAGUAAAUACAUGCAAUGACUAUCUUAAGGAUUUAAAUUCAUACUAUUGGCUGGGGAUCCAUCUUCACCUGGAAUAAUAUACCAAUGAAAUCAAAAAGAAACAUGUAACUCAGAUAUUGGAGUUGUACAGUCAUUAUAAUUAUAUAAUUAAAUAUUGUCUGUCUGGUGCAUUACUUUGAGAAUGAGCAUUCAUUGCCCUGCAAGCUAAGAACAUUUUAUGAAAUGUAUCUAACAACAAUAUCCUUUAUAUUAUGAUGAUUGUGAAGCAUAUGCUAUUAAAUUUUCAA